Molecule: messenger RNA, 6863 nt
Organism: Camelus dromedarius (Arabian camel)
Lineage: Eukaryota; Metazoa; Chordata; Mammalia; Artiodactyla; Camelidae
Gene: SLC43A2
Product: solute carrier family 43 member 2
Exons: 14
Coding region: 154-1860 (568 amino acids)
Biological process (GO): neutral amino acid transport; transmembrane transport
Molecular function (GO): L-amino acid transmembrane transporter activity; neutral L-amino acid transmembrane transporter activity
Source: RefSeq, a predicted model, not a curated record
UGAUCUUGUGGUUGAGGGAACCCAGUCUGGGGAAGGGUCGUCAGUGCGGGCGGGCGGGCGCUGGAGAGGGCCCCAGGGAGUGGCAACCUUCAGGUGGCUGCAGAGUCAGAGCCGGAGCCGGAGCAGGGCCGCCGCGCCGCGCCGCGCCGCGCCAUGGCGCCCACCCUGGCCACUGCCCAUCGGCGCCGCUGGUGGAUGGCCUGCACCGCCGUGUUGGAAAACCUCCUCUUCUCGGCAGUCCUCCUGGGCUGGGGCUCGCUGCUCAUCAUGCUCAAGUCGGAGGGCUUUUACUCCUAUCUAUGUACUGAGCCAGAGAAUGUCACCAACGGCACAGUUGGGGGCACAGCGGAGCCAGAGCACGAGGAGGUGAGCCGGAUGAAUGGCUGGCUCAGCUGCAAGGCCCAGGAUGAGAUGCUAAACUUGGCCUUCACCGUGGGUUCCUUCCUGCUCAGCGCCAUCACCCUGCCUCUGGGCAUCGUCAUGGACAAGUAUGGCCCAAGGAAGCUCAGGCUGCUGGGCAGUGCCUGCUUUGCUGUCUCCUGCUUGCUGAUUGCAUAUGGAGCCAGUAACCCAAACUCCCUCUCUGUGCUCAUCUUCAUUGCCCUGGCUCUGAACGGCUUUGGUGGGAUGUGCAUGACGUUCACCUCAUUAACACUGCCCAAUAUGUUUGGUGACCUUCGGUCCACAUUUAUUGCCUUGAUGAUUGGAUCCUAUGCCUCCUCAGCAGUCACCUUCCCAGGAGUCAAGGUCAUCUAUGACUUUGGAGCCUCCUUCAUUGUCAUCCUCGUGGUCUGGGCCGGCUGCUCUGGGCUGGUUUUCCUCAACUGCUUCUUUAACUGGCCCCUGGAGCCCUUCCCGGGACCUGAGGACAUGGACUACACGGUGAAGAUCAAGUUCAGCUGGCUGGGCUUUGACCACAAGAUCACGGGGAAGCAGUUCUACAAACAGGUGACCACGGUGGGGCGCCGCCUCAGCGUGGGCAGCUCCAUGCGGAGCGCCAAGGAGCAGGCGGCCCUGCAGGAGGGCCACAAGCUGUGUCUGUCCACCGUCGACCUGGAGGUCAAGUGCCAGCCUGACGCCACAGCGGCCCCCUCGUUCAUGCACAGUGUGUUCAGCCCCAUCCUGCUGCUCAGCCUGGUCACCAUGUGCGUCACGCAGCUGCGCCUCAUCUUCUAUAUGGGCGCCAUGAACAACAUCCUCCAGUUCCUGGUCAGUGGCGACCAAGACAUAGUUGGCCUCUACACCUCCAUCUUUGGUGUGCUACAGCUGCUCUGCCUGCUGACAGCCCCUGUCAUUGGCUACAUCAUGGACUGGAGGCUGAAGGAGUGUGAAGACGCCUCUGAGGAGCCCGAGGAGAAAGACGCCAACCAAGGCGAGAAGAAACAGAAGCGGGACCGGCAGAUCCAGAAGAUCACUAAUGCUACACGGGCCUUUGCCUUCACAAACCUGCUGCUCGUGGGCUUUGGGGUGACCUGCCUCAUUCCCAACCUGCCUCUACAGAUUCUCUCCUUCAUCCUGCACACGAUCGUACGAGGAUUCAUCCACUCUGCCGUCGGGGGCCUGUAUGCUGCCGUGUACCCCUCCACGCAGUUUGGCAGCCUCACAGGCCUGCAGUCCCUGAUCAGUGCACUCUUUGCUCUCCUGCAGCAGCCCCUGUUUCUGGCUAUGAUGGGUCCCCUCCAAGGAGACCCUCUGUGGGUGAAUGUGGGGCUGCUUGUCCUGAGCAUGCUGGGCUUCUGCCUCCCCCUCUACCUCAUCUGCUACCGGCGCCAGCUGGAGAGGCAGCUGCAGCAGAAGAGGGAGGACGACAAGCUUUUCCUCAAGCUCAACGGCUCAUCCAACCGGGAGGCUUUUGUGUAGCCCCUGCCACCUCAGAACUGCGGCCUCCCGCCCUUGCUUCAUGACUCACCGAUGUCCUCCUCCUCACCCUAGAGGACCUCCACGCACCCCCAGGAUCCUCUCCUUCACCGUGUUGGAGUCCACACUCCUUCUCAGGCCCUGGUUCUGCCUCGGAGCUCUGCGGUGGAAGGAUGGGUGAGGGCCCGGACAGGUGAUGUUCCCACUGCCGGAAGCAGAGGCACCCUGGACAUUGCUCUCCACCUUCGAGGGGUCCUGGAGCAUGGGCUCCAUGGAGGAGCCAGGAGGACCCCGGCAGGCAGGCUCUCUCCCCCAAGUGUCUGGUUUCUGCCUCUUGCCAAAGCAGAGGGGCCUGCCAUCCACUGCCCACCACCUGCCCCUCGGCUGCAUGUCCACCGACCACGCCUGCCUGAGGACAAAGGCUUGCACUGUCUGCACCCCCUCGCCUGGCCCCUCACCUCCUCCCCUGGCCAGUCUGAGCUGCCUGAGGAAGGAAGGACCCGCUUCCUGUUGUUGGUGCUAACUCCUUUGUGAUUCCAGCCCCCUGUGGCCUGUCCGUGGCCUGUCCUCCUGUUCGAGGCCUGUGGAGAAGCUCCCCUGGCUUAAAGCCUGGAGAGGGGAUGGAGGGCUGGAAGGUCUCAUGUGGCUCAGGAGCCGGGGACAAGGCCGAGCAGCAGCCUCUUCUCUCCUCCCUCAGGGCCUGAUCUGGGAGCACGAAGCCACUGCUGUCCUCUGUCCAGUCUGUGACCUGAAGGGAAUUUGAGGGGCACCAGCAGGGCACGCGUGCGCGUGCGCGCACACACACACACCUGUUUUUGUUGGGGUGGGGGUGGCUGACAGACAUAGAGGUCCAGGCCUGGGUGGGGAGGUUAAUUUGUGAGAGGCCUGGGAUUUGUGUAGUGUGGGCUGUGUGUAUGCGUGCUGUGAAUGAGAGAUAUGUGCGGGGUGGCAGUAGGUUGUGAGCUCUAGGUGUCUGCCCUUACCCUCCCAGAGUAGCACCCAGGAGCCAGUCUGGCUCAGGGCGGGGAGUGUGUCCCGGGCUGCAGGGUCGCAGCGCCCUCUGCUGGCAGACUCUCCCAGGGCCCUGGAGCUGUUUACCAGGGAGAGGCCACCCUUCCUCUGUCAGGCAGGCCUGGCUUCCUGACCCACUCACCUUGACUGCCCUCAGAAAUGUGUCUGAGACUUCCUGGGAGCCCUGAGAAGGGUGGGUUGAUUUUUAGGUUAAUUGUUUUGUUUUGUUUUAAGUUUUAUCAGACUCCUUUUUAUAAAGCAAUAAAUCCAUUUUCCUUCUCGUAAGGGAUGCCCCUUCUAGCAUAUCAGUUAAUGAAUACAUGUUCCUGUUUUGAGCUUGAGAAGGAAAGGCAAGACAAGACUUUCUUCUCCUGACUGGCCCAGUGGUACCCUGCUUCUCACCAUCUCUCGGUAUGAUUGCUGUCUUGGGAGGGGCAGUGGGCAAGGAAAAGACCUUCCUCCCCCACCUCACCCCACUCCCCAAACAAACUGGGCCUGUGGGGACACCUUAGAAGUGUGGCCACCCCUUCUCUGCUGCUUAUCCCAGCCACACAGGCUAAUCCUGACCCCCUUUGAUCCCUGCUCAGAUUUCCUCACCAAUCAGGUACCCUGAGGGUUCCUCCUGAGUUCAGGACACAGAGUGACCCCAGAGAGCCUCAGGCUCAAAGAAAACAGAGCCAACUGUGGUGGGAGGAGUGGGCGGACAACAGGAAGGGGCAGACCCAGGCCCAAACCCCAGCUUGGCCGUCACAGUCCAGUCCCUUGAACGCACGUCAUCGCUCUAGGCUUCAUAAGCAAAUACUUGUUUUAAAAAGAGAGAAUGAGAUCCAUGUUUCACAAAACAUUCUUCAGAAUGCUAGUUCUGGGAGAUGUUAACGUUAUUUUAAUUCUUAAAAGUUUUAUAGUCAGAUUUGGGAAAUGCUGAGAUAAGGUCAAGUGAGUUCAGCACUAGUGGACUGUGUGGCUCUCCAGGCAGGCGUGGUGUGCAGCUGAGGAAUGAUUUUAACUAUCAGCCUCUUCCAUGUGUGGCCCAGGGACCACCUGCGGCAGGAGCUUCUGGCAGCUUGUUAACAAUGUAGCCUCUGGGUCUUGCCUCUGACCUCGUGGGAAUCUAGAGUCUCCACUUUGCUAAGCCCCACCUGGUGGUUCUGGUGGCUCCCCCAAUGUUUGAGACCCACUGACAAAGGGGAGUGCAGCUGGGGAGGUGCUGAUUGGCAAGGGCCCUUCCAGCUGGGAAGAUGUUUUGAGGUUGUGGUGCCCAGGCCCCACCGAGGUGGCAGCUGCAGCCUCUUUCCCCCGUCUACCCUCAGGACGUGUGCACUUUGUGGGAAGAAGCAGGCAUUGAGAAACCAGGAUUCAGGGUGGAAGGUAGUCUAGGGCCAAAUAGUGUGUGGCACUGUUAGAGGCAUGAAAAUGGGAGCAGGGUACCAGGUGGGUUGGGUGCCACACGCACCCCUAGUCCCAUGUUUGUCAUUUUGCCCUGACUGUACAGGGUGGAUGGGUUACAUAUUUUCCUGUUGCUGUUGAAUCAUGCUGACAGUUCAGGGAUUAAAUAGAUUACUAUCUUCCCUACUUUACAGCUAGAAAAAUUGAGGCCCAGGGAAGUGGAGUAACUUGCUCAAGGUUAGAGCUGGGACUCACAUUCACAUAUGGUUUGUUUUUUUUUUUUUUCAUAUAUGGUUCUUAAGUCACUGGAGCAGCCAAGACCCUAUAGACCAGGACAUUCCAUUUAGAGUGGCAGGCCCAAGGGCCACCAGGCCUUGAGAUCAGGGUGAAACAGCCUGAGGAUGAGAAACAAACAUAGGCAUGGUCUCCGUGUCUUGGAGCCAAGAGCUUCCUUGGAGAGAGUUGGGUGAGCUCUACUUAGUAGAGUCAUCUUGGUCCUAGAGGCUGAUGGUAACUUGGGGGAUCAAGUCUCUGGUUAUUCCAGCCUCAAAGGUUUGCCGUGGGUUGGGGAGGGGACCACUGGCUGAUCAAAGGCAGUGGGCACCAUGUGGCCUCGGCCCUCUGUCUUCCCCCUCGUCCUCCAGGCUCCUGGUGGGAAGGAGCUGGAAGUGAUGCCUGGCCCUGCGGUUUCAGUCAGAGCAAGGAGCAGAGCUGUGCCAGCCUCAGGAGUGUUGCCAGGAGCCCCGCUCUGCUCUAGUCUACCUGGGCUUGAGUCUAGGGGUUCCUUUGUGGUUGGCUUCCUCCAAACCCCCCAGCCUCUGCCUGCAGCUCUCACUCUUGGGCCUGUUCUAGGGAAAGUGCCAACCUUUGUAAAGGCCACAGAUGGGGUUGUAGGUUGUGGGUUCCUUUCUGCUUUGCUCCAUCUCCUUCCUGUCCUGUACCCAGCCUGGUGAAAAGAACUCGAGCCCUCCUCGUCCUGGCCCUGGGCUGCAGUCUGAGGAGGGCAUCACACUGCUGCGGGCCCUAAGCACACUGAAAGUGGGGAGACAUCCAGUACUGAGGGUUCACGUGCAGGACGAUCCCAGACAGCGGCACAAACAUUCAGCCCAGUGGAGUUUUUGAUGCAAUCGACCUUGGUGAAUUGAAACAGAUAUGCAGCAGGGGUGGGUGAUGGGGAGGGGGUCCAGCUGAGGGCCUCCUAUGGUGAGGGGCUCCUGUCAGCGCACACUAAGAAGUUUUAACAGGUGGGCUUCUGGGGCUGUUGAAGCAACAGCUCCCCUCUGUCUGAGGGGGAAUACAGUGGGAUCUCAUGGGUUCUGGGGCAGGAGGAGCCUUAGCUGUGGUGUAUUAAGGAUUAGGAGCCCAGGACCCCCAAAGUGAGGGUGUGGGUUUUCCACAGGCUGCAGCCCAAUCCUGGGGUGGGGGACAGAGCCCAUCCCCUGCCUGUGCCCUGACUCAUUCCAAGCCCUGGGGCGAGGACACAGUGCCAGGAAGGAGGUACAGCAUCCUCCCCGCGGGUGGCCUACUGCAGAGCAGGCCUCUCCCCACUGGCGGCAGCCACCACCUGUGCCCUUGGACUCUGCAGGCAGCAUGUCCUGCCCUGAACUUAGUGCUCCUUAGCCUCCUGGGGCUGCCUCUGGCAGCUCCCUGCCCCUUGACCCUUCCCUCCCAAAGUGAGACUCUUUUCCUGUGCUGAGGAGGCAAUGAGGGGAAGGGCAGUGGUUAGGGGCCACACCACAUGUACUGUCUCAGUGACUUUAGGCAAGUCUUGAGCCUCAGUUUCCUCAUCUGUAAAAUGGAGGUAAUACCCUCCCUGGGAGGCUAAGUGAACACGGACGUAAAGCAGUUGCACAUUAUUGUCCCUGGCAUUUAAUAGGCACUUAAUAAGUUAUAGCAUUAUUUUUGUGACCUAGAGGAGUGUAGAUAGCACAGGGAAUAAGGACCAUCCCCACCCAUGUAAUAGGACACCUACUUUAGGCAGCUCUGACAGGACAGACUUGUGGCCAAGUAAAGGAGGUGAGGGCUGUUUCUGCUGACCCCUACCCUUCUCAGAACCCCCUCUUUAAGCAAAAGCCUUAAGAAGUUAUUUCCUUGCUCACCUUUACAUCUUUCACGUGCUGGUAAAAGACUUGGCCAAAACUCAAGAUAAUCUCUAAAUGGUGGAUGUCAGGUACUGUGACCUGCACACCACCUCCUUGUAAAACCGCUUGGCUGUGCCUCUGUGUGUUUGUGCAUGUGUGUGCGCACGGGUCAAAGUCUGAGAUGUAUUCCGGGCACGUCAGGUGUGAACGCGUUUGGAGGAGUGUGUGGAAGGGAGCUUGUCUGUGUGCCUCUGCAUGGAUGAGGAAGAGGGAGUGGGUCUCGCCUCAUUGAAUCCCUUUUCGUUGCCGGAAAGACUUCGGCAGGCCCUGUCCAAGGACCUAGCCCAGACCCUCAGAGUGGUGCCUGAAGGGUUAAUCUCUUCUCGAGUCAACCAGGGUCAAUGCAGUGUCACUGACAACUCACUGACCCUGACUAUUCCUGGCCCUUUGCUGUUUCUAGCACCUGGCUUACUUCUUGGCAUACAGCAAGCACUCAAUAAAUGUCUGCUGAGAAUGGCUAAGAACUGC